Acanthopagrus latus (yellowfin seabream) is the source of this 2991-nucleotide messenger RNA. RefSeq names its product bone morphogenetic protein receptor, type IBa (gene bmpr1ba). The record is from RefSeq and is a predicted model, not a curated record. Gene Ontology annotation, molecular function: transforming growth factor beta receptor activity, type I; SMAD binding; ATP binding. Gene Ontology annotation, biological process: protein phosphorylation; dorsal/ventral pattern formation; BMP signaling pathway. NCBI's taxonomy places the organism in Eukaryota, Metazoa, Chordata, Actinopteri, Spariformes, Sparidae. Gene Ontology annotation, cellular component: signaling receptor complex; plasma membrane. The transcript is spliced from 13 exons. The coding region runs from base 494 to 2131 and encodes 545 amino acids.
GACUCUCAUCCGUACGCGGAGUAACGACACCGAGUGCAACAACUUUUUUGUCCUCUCCAUCGAGACGAGACGGCGUCGCACGAGCUGUGUGGUCAGCCUCAUCUGUGAAAGUGAAACUCAACUUCGACAUCAGCCUCCACUGACAGCUGGGCUGCUACUGUCAGACUUGGUUGGAGGACAAUCAACUGCAACUGCUGCUGCCGCUGCUGGUGUGUCUUGUGUGGUGUGGACUUUCUCACGUUGUGGUGGACACACACACACACCCACACACACAAACACACACUGAGACACACACGGGAGCUUGCAUGCCCGGUACCACCCCUCCCCUCUGUCUCUCUCUCACUCUGCUGCACACACACACUCACACAGACACACACACACACACACACUCGGAGAGAGAGGCGGUGUGUGUGUGUGUGUGUGAGUGGCGGACCCUGCCGUGUGGAGUGUACUGAAGAGGGGAGCGGAGAGGAGCGCAGCGGCAGACUCUACCAUGCCAGUGCAGGGAGGAAGGCUGAAGCGCCGUGUGUCUCUCUGCCUCUGUCUCUGGAGCCGGAGUCCUCUGCUGCUGCUCGGACUGUUCUCUCUUCACGCACAAGCUCACGGCAACAUAUUAGACAGUAUGCUGCUGAGAGCGUCCAACAAGGAGGCAGCGGAUAGCGGGAAGGAGGCGAGUGGCAGCACAGCUUCUGCGUCAUCCUCCCAAAGGUUACUGUGGUGCCACUGCUAUCACCACUGCCCCGAAGACUCGACCAAUCACACGUGCAGGACGGAUGGCUACUGUUUUACCAUGGUGGAGGAGGAGGGAGGGGUACCGGUCCAGACUGCAGGGUGCCUGGGUCUGGUCGGAUCAGAGUUUCAGUGUAGGGACACGGGGAGCUCGCGUCUGAGGAGAUCGCUGGAGUGCUGUACGGACCAAGAUUACUGUAACAAAAACCUGCAUCCCACACUGCCACCGCUCAAACCUCCUCUCUACGUAGACGGAAAGAUCCACCACAUGGCCUUGUUGAUCUCAGUCACCGUGUGCAGCAUCAUACUGGUCGCCAUCAUUAUCUUCUGCUACUUCAGGUAUAAGCGUCAGGAGUCUCGUCCUCGGUACAGCAUCGGCCUGGAGCAGGAUGAGACCUACAGCCACCCUGGAGAAUCCCUGAAGGACCUGAUAGAGCAGUCGCAAAGCUCUGGCUCAGGCUCGGGGCUCCCUCUAUUGGUGCAGAGAACGAUAGCCAAGCAGAUCCAGAUGGUGAAGCAGAUAGGGAAGGGGAGGUAUGGAGAGGUGUGGAUGGGCAGGUGGAGGGGAGAGAAGGUGGCUGUUAAAGUUUUCUUCACCACCGAUGAGGCCAGCUGGUCCAGAGAGACGGAGAUCUACCAGACAGUCCUGAUGAGACACGAGAACAUACUUGGUUUUAUUGCUGCUGAUAUUAAAGGAACGGGCUCCUGGACCCAGCUCUACCUGAUCACUGACUACCAUGAGAAUGGCUCCCUGUACGACUACCUCAAAUCAACCACUCUGGACAACAAAGCCAUGCUGCGGCUGGCUUACUCCUCCGUGUCGGGCCUCUGUCACCUCCACACCGAGAUCUUCGGCACCCAGGGCAAACCUGCCAUCGCUCACAGGGACCUGAAGAGUAAGAACAUACUGGUGAAAAGAAACGGGUCGUGCUGUAUAGCUGACCUCGGACUGGCAGUCAAGUUUAUCAGUGACACCAAUGAGGUCGACAUCCCUCCCAACACUAAAGUGGGAACAAAGCGCUACAUGCCUCCGGAGGUUCUGGACGAGACUCUGGACAAAAGUCAUUUUCAGUCAUACAUCAUGGCCGACAUGUACAGCUUUGGGCUCAUUCUCUGGGAGAUCGCUCGGUGUUGCAUCUCAGGAGGGAUCCUUGAAGAGUACCAGUUGCCGUACCACGAGUUGGUCCCUACAGACCCGUCUUAUGAUGACAUGAGAGAGGUGGUCUGUAUCAAGAGACUACGACCAUCGUUUCCUAAUCGAUGGACCAGCGAUGAGUGUUUGAGACAGAUGGGGAAGCUGAUGACAGAGUGCUGGGCCCACAACCCGGCCUGCCGCCUCACAGCCCUACGGGUCAAAAAGACACUUGCCAAGAUGUCAGAAUCACAGGACAUCAAGCUGUGAGCGGGCGCUGCCAGGUGUGUGUUUACACACACAGAAAGGGCAUUAACAAUUACACUGGCUCCGGUCCAGGCUGCACAAUCCUUUGUCCCGGGACGGGAAGCAAGAUCAUCACUUGGGGAUCAGAGGAUGAUAGACUUUUGAGUCCAGAUGCCCUGAACUCUGCAAUCCGAGUCUCCCAUGAAAAAAUGUAUUACAGGACUGCGGUGGUCAACUUAAAGCCAAUCAGGCCUGUGUGUGGCCACCUUCUGCCCGUCAGAGAAGAUGAGACAUUUUUAUUUCAGACUAGUGUGAGGACUCUAAAACCACGUUCCUGUUCACCUGCUCCGAAGGUCCUGGGAGAAAGUGUUUGGUUUUGAUGUGGCGCUGUAGCUGCAGAGAUCAUGAACGAGCUACUGACCAGCGAGUGGAGUACUGUAUCACCGCUUUCCGUGAAAGCUACCCUACCUGUAGAUGAAGGUCCGACUGAUAGAACGGGAAGGAAGUGCUUUAAGGCAAUCUGUUAUUGCAGCACGACGCCUCCUUUCAAAACACUGUCACCCCCCACUACUGUCUUUAUGUUGUAAUUGGCUCAAACACUUUUUUUGUCACUCUUAAAUCGACUGCUUGUGGUUGCGAUGUCUGACACUAUGUGACAGGGGAAAACAAAAAAAAGUGUAAUUUGAGGCUUUAAAAGUUUUGUUUACGCUGGUAAUGUUUGUAGACACUGAAGUAAAGUAUACCUGUAUUUUUGAGCUGUGACGGGAUAUUUUCCAUCGCGACUGAGUAUUUUCCAUGUAAAAAAAACAAACAAACAAAAAAAAACCUCAAACUCUCUUUAUGACUUCAUGUAAGAAAAAUAAAGUUUAUAUGUCCAAAUGAAA